AUGUUAAAAUUUGAGAGAUAUAUAAACAGUUUAACUGGUAGAACUUAUUAUAAAUGGAAUGAAUUACAACGGUUACCUAAAAUCUUAGCAACUCAUGGUUAUUUCAAUCAGUUACCAAAAUCUCUUGGUCAGUGUGAUAUCACAACUUUCACUCUUGGUACUGGCACGCAUAUAAUCUCUUGUGCGAUCAGAGGAGGUGGAAGUUUAGCAGUGUUUCAAUAUAUUUUAGAUUACUUUCGAUAUGGUAGUAAUAGAACAGACGUUUUAAACAAUCUAUUGAAAGAAUCAUCAGAGUACGGUAGAUUCGAUAUAAUUCAAUAUCUAUUGGAAAGAUUCAAUACUACCAAGUGGGAUAUGGUGAAAGCGAUGAAGUAUGCACCGUUUUCAGGUGAUUUACAGUUAAUGCAAUUCUUCUUUGACAAGAUUGAUUAUGACAAUUGUGAAGAUAUCUCGAAAGUCUAUGGUAAAUCAUUCAAUAGUGCAGCACAUGUCGGUAGAAUCGAUUUGAUAAAAUGGUUGGUCGAGAACAGACCACAGGAGUUACCGUAUACCCAGAUGUAUCUUUCAGCAAUAUCCUAUAAUCAACUACCGGUAUUAGAAUACCUUUUGUUAGAACACAGAGAUCUUUUGGAUACUGGAAAUGAAGAGUAUCUAAGGAAUGCUGCUAACCUAGAGACUGGUAUUGAGAUAUUCAAAGUUCUUUACCAACUUGGAUGUAAAUGUCCUCCUAUAGUGAUGUCUUUGGCAGCUGAAGCAGGUAACCUGGAAUUAGUUCAAUGGAUUCAUCAAAAUACUACUUAUAUAUGUAUGUCAUCGACUGUCGAUGCAGCUGCCACCAAUGGUCAUCAAGAAGUUACUCUUUGGCUACUCAAGAAUAGAACUGAUGUAUGGUAUUCCGAUAAGACAUUAGGUAUUGCUGUUUCAAAAGGAGAUGUUAAUACGAUGGAAUGGCUAUUGGAAAACACUACUCAUUCGUUGACAAAAAGCAUGAACAAAACUGCUCCUCUUAACAUUGUGAUAUCUCUCCAUGAGAGAAACUCUCUCCGGAAGACUAGACGUUGUAAAAUGGUUGCAUGA
Molecule: messenger RNA, 1077 nt
Organism: Heterostelium album PN500
Lineage: Eukaryota; Evosea; Eumycetozoa; Acytosteliales; Acytosteliaceae
Exons: 3
Coding region: 1-1077 (358 amino acids)
Molecular function (GO): protein binding
Source: RefSeq, a predicted model, not a curated record